AUGUCCGACCAAUUGGCAGAGAAGCUCCGCGCUUCAACAAUCAGCGAUAACAAUGCAGGCUCAUCAGAAGACUGGAAGAGCAAUCUCAACCUACCUGCAAAAGACGCCAGGCAUCAGACUGAGGAUGUGACAAACACAAAGGGACUCGAAUGGGAGAACUUUGCCCUCAAGCGAGACCUACUAAUGGGCAUUUUUGAAGCCGGAUACGAAAAGCCCUCCCCAAUCCAGGAGGAAUCUGUCCCUGUCGCCUUAACCGGUCGCGAUAUUCUUGCUCGAGCAAAGAACGGUACUGGCAAAACAGCUGCCUUUGUCGUGCCGGCACUAGAGCGUAUCAACCCCAAGGUCGCCAAGAUUCAAUGUCUCAUCCUCGUCCCCACUCGAGAGCUCGCCAUGCAAACCUCGCAGGUCUGCAAAACGCUCGGAAAGCACCUUGGAAUCAAUGUAAUGGUUACAACUGGAGGUACUGGCCUCAGAGAUGACAUCGUUCGUCUUCAGGAUCCCGUCCACAUAGUAGUGGGCACUCCCGGACGUAUUCUGGAUUUGGCUGGAAAGAAUGUUGCCGACCUGAGCGAGUGCCCCAUGUUUAUCAUGGAUGAGGCCGACAAGCUCCUUUCCCAAGAAUUCACGCCCGUCAUUGAACAGCUCCUCCGCUUCCACCCCAAGGACCGCCAGGUCAUGCUGUUUUCUGCCACUUUCCCUCUGUCCGUCAAGGACUUUUCGGACAAGAAUAUGGUCAACCCCUACGAGAUCAACCUCAUGGAUGAACUCACGCUGCGUGGUAUUACCCAAUACUACGCCUUUGUUGAGGAGAAGCAAAAGGUUCACUGCCUCAACACUCUGUUCUCGAAACUGCAAAUCAACCAGUCAAUCAUCUUCUGUAACUCCACUAACCGUGUUGAGCUUCUCGCCAAGAAGAUCACGGAACUGGGUUACUCGUGCUUUUACAGUCACGCCAAGAUGGCGCAACACGCACGAAACCGCGUUUUCCACGAUUUCCGAAAUGGCGUGUGUCGCAACCUUGUUUGCUCGGAUCUCCUGACUCGAGGUAUUGACAUUCAGGCCGUGAAUGUAGUCAUCAACUUUGACUUUCCCAAGAAUGCCGAGACCUACUUGCACCGAAUUGGUCGUUCUGGACGGUAUGGUCACCUUGGUCUGGCUAUCAACCUGAUCAACUGGGACGAUCGAUUCAACCUGUACAACAUCGAGCGCGACCUUGGAACUGAGAUCCAACCUAUUCCUCAGACCAUCGACAAGGCACUUUACGUUUACGAGAACCCCGAGAACAUCCCGCGCCCAGCUAACACCCUGCCGCCUCCUCGCCCUGCCCCUGCGAACCAGAACGGCCAGCGCUCCCAGCAGGAUCAACCGCAGCGACAGCCCAUCAACCCUGGUGGUCAGCCAGGCUCAAAUGAUCCUCGUCAAGGUGGACGCGGCGAUGGCCAGCAGCGCCAGUCACGUGGCGGCUAUCGCGGCAACAACCAAGGUGGACGGGGUCGUGGUGGCUUCCAAAACAGAGGUGGCUACAACAACUACCGAGGUGGAGGCCGAGGUCAGCAACCUCAGCAACCUCAAGCCUAA
Messenger RNA from Pestalotiopsis fici W106-1, 1578 nucleotides. RefSeq names its product ATP-dependent RNA helicase DHH1. The coding region runs from base 1 to 1578 and encodes 525 amino acids. Gene Ontology annotation, molecular function: mRNA binding; RNA helicase activity; ATP binding. The record is from RefSeq and is a predicted model, not a curated record. Gene Ontology annotation, biological process: P-body assembly; cytoplasmic stress granule assembly. Gene Ontology annotation, cellular component: P-body; cytoplasmic stress granule. The transcript has 2 exons. NCBI's taxonomy places the organism in Eukaryota, Fungi, Ascomycota, Sordariomycetes, Amphisphaeriales, Sporocadaceae.